CUCAAAGUAAACAAGAUGGAAGACAACAGCGGCGUCUUUGCGGGAGAAACCGUGGAAGAGUUUCGCACUUAUGAGGACUUCUUAGAUUCUCAGAUAAAACCUCUGGAUUUAUUUUACCUUGAGGAUCAGGAACUGGCCCGCCAGCUGGUGGAGCUGGGCCACAAGGCUAGCAGUUUGGAGAGGGAGGAAUUUGAGACAAGGAAAGCAGCUGCCGAGGCCUUCAGGCUUGCUUCAGGGAGCCAACAGAAGAAGCUGGCAAGUACAGGAAAGGAACUCAAAGAUAACUUCCUGAGAGCCCUGGCGGAGCGGGAGGAGGCUAACCGCAGUGGGGAAAUGACUUCCAUCAUUUUCAUAAGGGACCGAAAUUCUCACGGACAGGAAAUAUCUGGGUAUAUAGACUACUCCCACCGACUAAAAUCUGAAGACUUUGAACCAUAUUUCAGCGGAAAGAAAAGGCUUAUGCCAAAACCAACUGACUUAAGCUUCUACAACUGGGGAACACAGGUGGCCAAACAUAAUGCCAGCUCAAACUAUGAGGUAAUCACAGAGAAUCCAAGCGGCCUGCUCUUCAAGUGCAAGAACGACAGGAAAACCUUGAAUGUUGACCCAGAGGCAGCACCUGGCGAUAGCUCCGUCCGAACUCCUGUCCAAUGUGACCUAUAUGUGCAUGUUGUCAUUUAUGACCACGUCACCAGAAAACCCGCAACCAGUUCCUGUGCACCGCUCUCCAAUUAAAUGUAUUAAAAAGCACUUGGAGCCUCUAAUUUCAUCUACAUUAAAGCAGUUUUAAUCUUAUAUAUUUCUGACUUCAUAUUGUGCACAACAUCUGGAUGCGUAGAAUGGCAUAAGCACUGCAUUUGGAUC
Molecule: messenger RNA, 864 nt
Organism: Sinocyclocheilus grahami
Lineage: Eukaryota; Metazoa; Chordata; Actinopteri; Cypriniformes; Cyprinidae
Exons: 6
Coding region: 16-735 (239 amino acids)
Source: RefSeq, a predicted model, not a curated record